AUGCCCCAGCUAAUGCCCCAGCCCAUUCAAUUGGCAUUAGGGCGGACGGGAUUUGUCUGGUCGGUCGACGACCUCACCUAUACUUUCCCAGACUACUCCACCGGCAUCAGCCAUAUCUCUCUCAAUGUGCCCCCGAGGAGCCGCACCCUCCUCAUCGGCGCCAACGGUGCGGGCAAGACGACACUACUCCGCCUGCUCGCCGGCAAGCGCCUAGGCCCCAGCAACACGAUUUACGUGUGCGGCGUGGAUCCCUUCAAAGACAGCCUCGAGGGCGUCACCUACCUCGGCCUCGAGUGGGUUCUCAACGCCAUCGUGCGUACCGACAUUGGCGUCGCGGAGCUCCUGCGCUCGGUCGGAGGGGAUGCGUACCCCGAGCGCCGCGACGAGCUCGUGUCCGUGCUGGAUAUCGACUUGGCGUGGCGGAUGCACGCCGUGUCCGACGGGGAGAGGCGGAGAGUCCAGCUGGCCAUGGGCCUGAUCCGACCGUGGACCGUGCUCCUCCUCGACGAGAUCACGGUGGACCUUGACGUCCUGAGCCGCGCCGAGUUCCUGGGCUGGCUCAAGACGGAGACCGAGAUCCGCGAGUGCACCAUCGUCUACGCCACCCACAUUCUUGACAAUCUCGCCGGCUGGCCCACGCACCUUGUGCACAUGCACCUCGGCACCGUCAAGGAGUGGGCGCCCGCCGAGACAUUUUUCGAGACCAUGGCCCCCACGGCCGGCGGUAACAGCCAGCUGGGCCAGCUCGUUUUGGGCUGGUUGAGAGAAGAUCUCAAGGAGCGUGGGCCUAGAAGCCACUUGCGCACAGAGGGGACGACGUACGCGACCACCGGGUUCGGCGGGUACGGGUUCGAGGGCAAGCCAAAGAACGCGUGA
Molecule: messenger RNA, 876 nt
Organism: Parascedosporium putredinis
Lineage: Eukaryota; Fungi; Ascomycota; Sordariomycetes; Microascales; Microascaceae
Source: the annotation of a GenBank genome assembly